This is a messenger RNA of Arthroderma uncinatum, 1764 nucleotides long. RefSeq lists its product as uncharacterized. The transcript has 2 exons. Gene Ontology annotation, biological process: transmembrane transport. Lineage: Eukaryota; Fungi; Ascomycota; Eurotiomycetes; Onygenales; Arthrodermataceae. The record is from RefSeq and is a predicted model, not a curated record. Gene Ontology annotation, molecular function: transmembrane transporter activity. The coding region runs from base 1 to 1764 and encodes 587 amino acids.
AUGGUGGACAACAAAACGGAUCACAAAAUGGGCGAAACUUCGUCUAUCAAGCCUCCUACGGAAGAACCAGCGGUCCUCGCUCGUGAGCCGAUAGCUGACCAAAAGCGAGCGUCUACGGGGACAGAGAGCCCUUCUGACGAUUCCCCGCAUGUGGAAUCACUCGAUGUAUCAGAAGACCCAAACAAUACUCCAAGCCGUUCAAAGCUGCGUGUCUUUAGUAUUAUGCUCAUGCUGUGUCUUGUCCUCUUCCUCUCGGCGCUUGAUCAAACCAUCGUUGCAACGGCUAUCCCUUCCAUAACUAAGGAUUUACGCUCGGCUUCUGGCUACACAUGGAUUGGUGCUGCGUAUUUGCUGUCCAUGUGUGCAACCAACCCCAUGUGGGUCAGAAUCAGUGACAUCUGGGGCCGCAAGCCUGGUCUCCUAGGAGCAAUCGUCAUUUUUGCCAUUGGCAGCACAAUUGCAGCGGCUGCUAGAAAUAUUGCCAUGUUGAUUGCUGGGCGAGCAGUACAGGGUAUGGCCGGUGGAGGGAUAAUAUCGUUGGUUCAUAUCAUAAUUGCGGACCUCUUCAGCAUGCGGCACCGUGCAUUAUACAUAAGCGGGACAGCACUCGUUUGGGUGCUUGCUGGCACCACUGGGCCCGUUAUUGGAGGAGCAUUGUCCCAGUAUGCAAGCUGGCGUUGGUGCUUCUGGAUCAAUCUCCCUGUCUGUGGUGCCUCGUUCAUUACCUUGACCCUCUAUCUUAACUUGCACAACCCACGCACAAAGAUCAGCGAGGGAAUCAAGGCAAUUGACUGGAUCGGUACCUUCUCUAUCCUAACGAUAGUGGUUCUACUUCUGCUCGGGCUUGACUUCGGUGGCGUGACUUUCCCCUGGAACAGCCCAACCGUCAUCUGCAUGAUUGUCUUUGGAACUCUGUUGAUUGGCUUCUUCCUCUUCGCUGAGAAGCGGCUCGCUAAAUACCCCCUAAUGGACCUCAGGAUCUUUAAGGAUUGGUCAAAUAAUGCCGUCAUUAUUGUUGCAGCCACACACAGUAUGGCAACUAGAGGCUCAGAGUACUACCUCCCCUUAUACUUCCAAAGUGUGCAGCAAGCGUCACCCACCAAAAGUGGUGUUUUGAUACUACCAAUGAUGAUAGCGGCAUCGCUUUGCGACCUGGGAGUCGGGGUCUUGAUACACCAGACAGGCCGUUAUCGAGAAAUCAUCUGGGCAGGGACAAUUUCCUUGACUCUGGGAACGGGGCUGUAUUGUUUACUCGGAAUCGACACAUCCCUUGCGAAAGUCAUCGGCUUUGAAAUCAUUGGCGGCAUCGGCCUCUCCCUUCUUCUCUCAACCCCCAUGCUCGCAAUUCAAAAUAAUGUCGAUCAGGCCGAUGUUGCGGUAGCCUCGUCGACGUUAGGUUUUAUUCGCAGCAUUGCAACAUCAUUAUCUAUCGUUCUCGGCGGUGUUGUCUUCCAGGAUAGCAUGGCUGCUAAGGAGUCAUCCCUCGCUGCCGCUGGUCUCAGUCAACCCUACCUUGAUGCCUUUUCCGGCUAUGAUGCGGCAGCAAAUGUAGAGUUGGUCUCUACUCUCAAGGAUCCGGGACAGUAUCGAGCAGUACAGGAAGCUUAUGCCUAUAGCAUGCGGAACAUGUUUAUAAUGUACACUGCCGUUGCGGGUGUUGGGCUCUUAGUCAGUCCUUUCAUUAAACAGCGGCAUAUGAGCAAGGAACACAUAGAGACAAAGACGGGAAUCGAAAACAUGACGGAGAACAAGCGGAAGACUUAA